Messenger RNA from Symbiodinium sp. CCMP2592, 789 nucleotides. The record is from the annotation of a GenBank genome assembly. Lineage: Eukaryota; Dinophyceae; Suessiales; Symbiodiniaceae.
AUGCUGACAGCGAAUGCCAGCGCCAAUGCAGCAGCGAUCCAGCAGAGUGGGGGCCGAUUGGCUGUUCUCCCUCUUGACCUCGGUGAUGUCAGCACAGCACCAGACGUGGCCAAUCAUUUCGAUUUGGUCAUUGCAUCGGAUAUUUGCUACGAUCCUGUGUUGUACACCCCAUUGCUGGCAACGCUGCGAUCCCUAUCUUUUAGACACUUCCUCAUCGCAAUUGUUCAACGCCCGGACCUGGGAGAGGAGACCUUCGAGAACUUCUGCAAAGACGAGGACGUCCCGCUGCAGCUGCGCUACACGGCUCUCCCUCCUGUGGAGGACGGCUGCCCGGCUCACCGCAUCAACAUUUAUGAGAUGACUUCGGCUGACCUGCAGCGUGGGAAGGAGCAGUUCGGGUCGAAAGGCUCCAAAGCCGCAAGCGGCACGGCUGCUGGCCCGGGUGGUUCCCAGAAAGAGGGCAAGGGAACUCCAGGAGCCUCCAGUGGGCCAAGCCGGGCUCACACAGCAGGCUUUCGAUUCGGUGGCCAGGGAUGCUCCCAAGCAGCGAAGGCCCUGCUCGUCCCAGCAGCCCUUGCAGGGCCGGAAGCAGAGGUGCGGUCUACACUUGAGGCAGCGAUCUCAUCAGGUGGGGCUGAUGGUUGCCGUCAGGUGCUGAAACGGAUGCUGCUGCGCUGGCAUCCAGACAAAGCGCUCCAGGGAGAGUCUGCCGAGGCGAAAGCAGCCCAGGCCGAGUCAACCCGAGUGCUGCGCUUCAUCCUGCAGGAGAGAGAUCGGUUGGGCCUCUAA